Molecule: messenger RNA, 1548 nt
Organism: Trichoplax adhaerens
Lineage: Eukaryota; Metazoa; Placozoa; Uniplacotomia; Trichoplacea; Trichoplacidae
Exons: 9
Coding region: 1-1548 (515 amino acids)
Molecular function (GO): 2-oxoglutarate-dependent dioxygenase activity; calcium ion binding
Source: RefSeq, a predicted model, not a curated record
AUGGCGGUCGGACUGAAUACUAUAUUAGCGAUUGGUUUUUUACUGAUAGUUUCGUGGAGUCAUCCAUCUUUAGCCGAUGGCAAGGAGAAAAGUGCUACGGCAAAAGCCCAUCAAGAAGAGCCGAUUUUUGAAAUGAAAAGUCUUGCCAAUCAAUUUGUUAACAUUCUUAAAUAUGUACCCACUACAAGUGAAUUUUGGGACCAAUAUGUCACUACAUUUAAACCUGUUUUAAUUAAAGGAAUUGCUGUAUAUUCACCAGCUUUUCAUACAUGGAAUCGAAAUUUUCUAAAAAAUUCUUACGGCAAUCUUACUGUUAAAAUUAUUGAUAAAAAAAAUCGAAUGAAGCCACCAACUGGAAACGAAGGCAUGGGUUUCGACACAUUAAACAAUUUCUUAGAUAUAAAUUUUCGUAAAAGAAUGUACAUAGAAACGCAACUUCCAACCGCUAUGCAAAAGGAUAUCUUAGUCAUGCCGUUUUUAACAUGUGGUCCAAUUACUCGUAGUAUUCUCGCCAGUAAUUUGUUGAUCAGUCUCGGCGCUCAUCAUACCCAGUGGCAGCGAGAUUCGCCAUCCAUGCUUCACUGCUUAUUACGCGGAAAAGAAGAAUGGGCUCUUAUUGAAUCUAAAUAUAACGAGAAAUUACAUUCCAAAUGUGAAAUUGCCGAUUUCGAUACAUCCAAUGUCGCUUAUCUCGACGAUGAUGAAAUACGAGGAUGUUUGCGUUCUGAAACAUCCGUCCCCUGGCAUUAUGCCGAAGUGAAAGGAGGCGAUUGUUUAUAUGUUCCGCAUGGUUAUUCUCAAAUCGUAAGUUUCAAAGGAAAGCACAAUGUAGGGUUUUCAGUACUACUAGAUAGAACUGACUAUCACGAUCUAGAAUACUUGCAGCGUCAAGAUUGCAAAAAGGCAAAAAUUAAAAAUUUAAACAGUAUUGAAUUAGUUUGGGAUUAUCCAGGUAAUGGCCACAUGAGCAUGGGUAAUAUUAAUCCUGUCCAAAGCCGGGGAAAUUUUGUACACGAACUCGAAUCGAGAGGGCUUCCAAGCGAUUUAGAAAAUCUUAAGCUGCUGCUUAAUGAGUUUGCCACUUCAACGGUUACGGUAAAUAAAGCUAUAGAUUUGUUUAAAAAACAUAUCGACCUUAGUGGUAACAUUACCAAAGAGCAAAUACAAUCAAUUCCAAUACCAGCUUGGAAAGCAAUUCAAACCAUAUUAGAAUUAGAUGCUCGGCCUCAUAACAAUAUUAAUUAUGAACGUCUUCAUUUUCACAGGAAAAUGAUCAGGGAAAUUAUUAAAGCCGCCUAUGAUAAAGGCAGCAAGCAACUUGAUAAGAAUCAGUUUACGAAUGCCUAUAAGGAAAUUGGUGGGUCUAAUAAGUACGCUCAAGAGAUAAUAUCUGCAUUGGAUGGAAAUAAAGAUGGUAUAAUCGAUAUAAACGAAUUAAAAGACAAUUUAAAUAAGACAGUAGAGCCUUAUAGCGAAACCGUGAAAGAUAAUGACAGUUCACACGACGUCAGAAAUUUGCUAUAUAAGCGAAGAAGAAGAAGAGGAUGA